CAUUAUUGAAUCGAAGAAGAAGAUGACCGGAACCGGAAGUACACACACAGAAGAAAGCGUCUCGGUUCAGCAAGAAAUUCUGAUCGUUCAUUGAGCAAUUUUGCCUAGAUUAAUAUGUCUGGAACUGCCUCGGUUGCGGGUGAAGUGUUUGUUGAUGCCUUACCUUAUUUUGACCAAGGUUACGAUGCUACCGGUGUCAGAGAAGCUGCUGCAGCAUUAGUUGAGGAGGAGACCAGAAGAUACAGACCAACCAAGAACUACCUGAGCUACCUGCCUACGCCUGAUUUUUCUACUUUUGAGACUGAAAUUAUGAAGAAUGAAUUCGAUCGCCUGGCAUCUCGGCAACCCAUGGAGCUCCUCAGCAUGAAGAGGUAUGAGCUGCCGGCACCGUCUGCAGGUCAGAAGAACGAUAUCACAGCUUGGCAGGAGUGCGUGAAUAACUCUAUGGCCCAGCUAGAGCACCAGGCGGUUCGCAUCGAGAACCUGGAGCUCAUGUCGCAAUAUGGAACCAAUGCGUGGAAGGUCUACAACGAUAACCUAGCCUUCAUGAUCGAGAUGGCUCAAAAGGAACUUCAGAAAUUCAGGAAACAAAUUCAGGAUUUGAAUUGGCAACGUAAAAAUGACCAAUUAGCCGGAGGAGCCAAACUUCGAGAGCUGGAGUCAAACUGGGUGUCGCUGGUCAGCAAGAACUACGAGAUCGAGCGGGCCAUCGUGCAUCUAGAAAACGAAAUCGGUCAGCUCAAACAGCAGCAGGGGGAUGAGAACAAGGAGAACAUCAGGCAGGAUUUUUGACUUCAUCCCGGAAUUACCUACAAACUUAUUCCUUUGUCAGACACGGACCCCCCCUUUUUUUUUUUUAAUAUAAACACAAUGACAAAAGCGAGGCAAACUGGAGGAAAGCCAACAUUUGGAAAGGUGAGUCUUUGAGAGCAGACCAAGGAGGGAAGUUAACGUUCUAUUUCAAGCUUUGAAUCGAUAUGAAUGAAGAAGGUCAACCUGAUUGAUUGUUUCCGGUCACAUUGCCUUUUACCAGCAGCUCUCGUCAUCAGCUUCUUUUUUAUGGGAUUUUAAUAAAGUCAAUGUUUAUUUCCUAAAUUGGACUAUUUUUAUUACGACCAUUACCAAACCCGUUGGCAGUCUGUGGUUUUACUGCUUACGUAAAACAACAAACAAGCACUACAAUUAUAAUAUCCAUCUUUCGUGUUUUAAAAAUGCAGAAGACAAGUCUAGCGAAUCGUAGAAAAGUGGAAGUUGUCCAAUUAAAUGCAUUCAUUUCAAUUUUUUAUCCAAAAUGUUUGUAUUUUCAGCUGCAAAAAGAAUUACCAAAUUUGGGCAUAUCGCACAGGACAACAUGCAACAAGUAGCGGUGUUAUACCUGAAUAUGACAAUGGAAUGUAAAGUUCACAAAACGUGUAAGGACAUCAUGGUGCACACAUGACAGGUCUCAUGAACCCACUUUUAUGGAAGUCAAAGAAAACCUCAUUUAUUGUUCACAA
Molecule: messenger RNA, 1496 nt
Organism: Phyllopteryx taeniolatus (common seadragon)
Lineage: Eukaryota; Metazoa; Chordata; Actinopteri; Syngnathiformes; Syngnathidae
Gene: bcas2
Product: BCAS2 pre-mRNA processing factor
Exons: 7
Coding region: 115-792 (225 amino acids)
Biological process (GO): mRNA processing
Cellular component (GO): Prp19 complex; catalytic step 2 spliceosome; precatalytic spliceosome
Source: RefSeq, a predicted model, not a curated record